GACUUCCGGUAGCUAAGGCAGUCUGCCGGAAGCGCCGGGAUCCUAUGUAGGUCUCCGUGUGUCCAGCUCAGAGCGGUGUCCCGACCCACAGCAAGGAAACAAGAUGUCGUCCCCACAGGUCCCGGAGGACGGGCAGGGCAGUGGCGACAGCGGCGAUCCCUCCGGGGACCUCCGUAGCGUCCUGGUCACCAGCGUGCUCAGCCUUGAGCCGCUAGACGAGGAUCUCUUCAGAGGAAGGCAUUACUGGGUACCCACCACCCAGCGGCUCUUUGGGGGUCAGAUCGUGGGCCAGGCCCUGGUGGCUGCCGCCAAGUCUGUGAGUGAAGACAUCCACGUGCACUCCCUGCACUGCUACUUUGUCCGGGCAGGAGACCCAAAGGUGCCUGUGCUGUACCAGGUGGAGCGGACACGAACAGGGUCGAGCUUCUCGGUGCGCUCCGUGAAGGCCGUGCAGCAUGGCAAGCCCAUCUUCAUCUUCCAGGCCUCCUUCCAGCAGACCCAGCCCAGCCCUGUGCAGCACCAGUUCUCCAUGCCUGCUGUGCCGCCACCAGAAGAGCUGCUUGACCACCAGGCCCUCAUUGACCAGUAUUUAAGGGACCCUAACCUCAAAGAGAAGUACCGAGUGGGGCUGAACCGAAUUGCUGCCCAGGAGGUACCCAUUGAGAUCAAGCUGGUAAAUCCACCCACCCUGAGCCAGCUGCAGAGAAUGGAGCCCAAACAGAUGUUCUGGGUGCGAGCCCGGGGCUAUAUUGGGGAGGGCGACAUCAAGAUGCACUGCUGCGUGGCCGCUUAUAUCUCAGAUUAUGCUUUCCUGGGCACGGCACUGCUGCCCCACCAGUGGAAACAUAAAGUGCACUUCAUGGUCUCUCUAGACCACUCUAUGUGGUUCCAUGCCCCCUUCCGAGCCGACCACUGGAUGCUGUAUGAGUGCGAGAGCCCCUGGGCCGGUGGCUCUCGGGGGCUAGUCCACGGGCGGCUGUGGCGUCGGGAUGGGGUCCUGGCUGUGUCCUGUGCCCAGGAAGGCGUCAUCCGAGUAAAGCCCCGAGUCUCAGAGAGCAAGCUGUAGCCAGAGGUAUCAGCUUGCCUGGGUCUUCAAGGAUCUCCCUUCUACCACCAUUCCUGAGGUGGGGCUAUGUGGAGGGCUGGACCUUCUGCCCCUCACACUUAAUAAAGAGACUGACACCAUU
Molecule: messenger RNA, 1187 nt
Organism: Marmota flaviventris (yellow-bellied marmot)
Lineage: Eukaryota; Metazoa; Chordata; Mammalia; Rodentia; Sciuridae
Gene: Acot8
Product: acyl-CoA thioesterase 8
Biological process (GO): acyl-CoA metabolic process; fatty acid catabolic process
Cellular component (GO): peroxisomal matrix
Molecular function (GO): fatty acyl-CoA hydrolase activity
Source: RefSeq, a predicted model, not a curated record